Messenger RNA from Trypanosoma theileri, 1290 nucleotides. RefSeq lists its product as uncharacterized. The coding region runs from base 1 to 1290 and encodes 429 amino acids. The record is from RefSeq and is a predicted model, not a curated record. The transcript has a single exon. Lineage: Eukaryota; Euglenozoa; Kinetoplastea; Trypanosomatida; Trypanosomatidae.
AUGUCUUUUCGAAGAACUUCGCCGCCUAAACGGCUCCCAUCGCGCUGCGCUUCGGGUAUUCGACCGCCGCCGGAUGUUCCCACCUACCGAGCAUCCCACAGUCAAUCAUCCAAACGAAAUUACAGUGAUAGCUAUAAGAAUAGCAUUAACAAAACCCCAGGUUCUUCUGGACGAUUUGUAUUGGCACCACAGUUAUCACCUAUUCAGAUGACAGAACAGCAGCGAAAAUAUGAAGUUAAUGGAAAUUGUCGAGAGGAAAAUAGUGAUCGCCGACAACUGACAUUUCUUGAGAAGGAUUCUUCUCCAUUCCCUAGAACACCAUUAAUGGAGUAUAGUGUUAAUUCUUCACUAAAGAAGAAAUAUAAUUCAAAUGGAAUUUACAGUAAUGAGGCUAAAAAACCAUCACGAAAUGUUUACCGAGUUCCUCUAGACGGAUCGAAUAAAAUGUCCGAUUUGAAUUUUGUAGGGUACAACAUUCUCAAAAAUAUAAAAGUAACUGGAAUUGUAGAUGUAACGCCAAGUCAGUGGCGUUUAGAUAUUGAUCCUCUCUCUCACUGUGUAGAGAUGCAGGUUAGGAAUAUAGACCCAAAUGUCUACCCAAUGCGCCGUCUUUGUCGUUUAAUUCAAAAGAAAAUGACUCAUCGAGAAGGUAAUGAUAAUGUAGAUACCUUUCAAAGGUCACAUCCAAGGCGUGGAUCAUUGAUUAUUAACAAGAAAGAAAAUGAUCACUUGCAAUUUUGGGGUAAUCUUCCUAAUACAAUUCUUUUACGGGGAUCAACUGCUUUAGCUGAUGUGAUAAAUGUAGAUAAACUCCCCUCAGAGUGUAAUGAUGAUGAUAAUAAUAAUGAUGGUAAUAGUAGUAGUGGUGAAACUGUGGUAUAUUUUCGUUGGAUUGAAGGACCUCCUAUAGAACUGAUUGUGGAUGCUAACUCUGUCACUUCUGAGGACCAAGAGAGCGAAAAAAAUUAUGAUUAUAAUGAAAAUAAGGAUGAUAUACUCAGUGUUAAUAAACCAGUACCAUCAUCAUUGAAUUCCCAAGCUCAAAUGGGAAACGGAAAGAAUAAUUGUAUUUAUCAUGAUCAUGAAGAUAAUAACUAUAAUGAUCAAAACAUAAUUCCUCCAGUAUCUGAAGGAAGUUAUAUGAAAGAUGGUAAUAAUCAUACCCAUAUCGAGUCCACUAAAAAAGAAGGGGAUAUUUCCAGUAAUAACAUUGUACAUUCUACAGCUCCUAUUGCUAUUUCUCCCAUAACGUAUCUACAGGGUCCAUCCAUUUUGUACCGAGAUCCUUGA